Messenger RNA from Ananas comosus (pineapple), 2259 nucleotides. RefSeq names its product zinc transport protein ZntB-like. Gene Ontology annotation, biological process: transmembrane transport; metal ion transport. Gene Ontology annotation, cellular component: membrane. Gene Ontology annotation, molecular function: metal ion transmembrane transporter activity. The record is from RefSeq and is a predicted model, not a curated record. The transcript has 9 exons. The coding region runs from base 304 to 1884 and encodes 526 amino acids. NCBI's taxonomy places the organism in Eukaryota, Viridiplantae, Streptophyta, Magnoliopsida, Poales, Bromeliaceae.
GCAAAAAGCAAGAGAAGUCCCUAGAAGAAGAUAAUAUUACAAUCACCCCCCUCUCCUCACCUCUCCUCCAAAUUUUUUAUUUUUCGGUACUCUACUGACUCCUCUCUCACUGUGCGGAUCGAAACACUCCUCCCGUCUCAAUUUAAAUUUAUCAUCUUUCAAUCCUCUCGACCAUUUCCCGUCAUUAGAAUCCCCUUUUCGCGUCGGAUUAAUUCGACUAAUUUUUCUUUUUUUUGGGGUUUUUGCGGCCGAAUAUUGCUCGUGAUUGGCGUGUUUCGAUCGAGAUAAUUUUUGAAAAAAGAAAUGAGUGAUACUGAUGAUCAGCAUUCGUCGCAUUCGUCGGGCGUAGGCAGCAAGCACAGGAAGCAAGAAUUCAGUAAAUAUAAUCUGUACAAAGAUUCAUCCCCCGCGAAUGAUCUUUGGACAGACGGUCUUCUUUGCGCUUUCGAGCUCGUCAGGAGCCACCGCCGGCCGAGCCCGCAUAGAACCGACCCCCUGAUCCACCGCACGCAGCAGCGUGAUAACGGAAACGGUGUAUCAGAACCCAAAAACACGAAUCCGCGGGGUGUUUCGGAUGGCACUUGGGUUCCGAUUGGAUGGUCUCGGAUUUCGGAACUGACGCGGAGGGUCCAAACCGAUGCUCGCUGGGCGUCUCAGCAGAUAGACGGUACUACCGAUGAGGAGGAGGAUUAUACCGUGGCCGACGUGGCCGCUCCCUAUUGGGAGCGGCCGUCGGGGCCCACUUGGUGGUGCCACGUGGUCGCGGGCCAUCGCUCCGUCGAUGCGUGGCUGAGCAAUGCUGACUGGUUGCAUCCGGCCAUCAGAACGGCUCUCAGGGAUGAGAAUCGGCUGAUCAGCGAACGGAUGAAGCAUCUUUUGUAUGAGGUCCCAGUUAGGGUGGCAGGAGGGCUGCUGUUUGAGCUCUUGGGUCAAUCCGUUGGUGACCCAUUUCGCGAGGAAGACGACAUACCUAUUGUUCUUCGAUCUUGGCAAGCGCAAAAGUUUCUGAUAACCGUGAUGCAUGUGAAAGGUUCUGCAUCAAACAUAAAUGUGUUGGGAAUUACCGAAGUUCAGGAACUUCUUCUUGCUGGUGGAAGUCAAGCACCUAAGUCCGUUCAUGAAGUCAUAGCGCAUUUAGCUUGUCGUCUUUCUCGAUGGGAUGAUAGAUUAUUUCGCAAGUAUGUAUUUGGAGAAGCAGAUGAAAUUGAGUUGAAGUUUGUGAAUAGGAGGAAUUAUGAGGAUUUAAAUCUACUCAGCAUUAUACUAAAUCAAGAAAUUAGGAGGUUGGCAACGCAGGUCAUCAGGGUCAAGUGGUCGCUGCAUGCACGGGAAGAGAUUGUAUUUGAGCUUCUCCAGCAUCUCAGGGGAAAUGCCACAAGAAAUAUGCUAGAAGGUAUUAGAAAGAGUACAAGGGCUAUGUUGGAGGAGCAAGAGGCCGUUCGUGGUCGACUGUUCACAAUUCAGGAUGUCAUGCAAAGCACUGUUCGCGCAUGGUUGCAGGACAAAAGCCUUCGUGUUACCCACAAUUUGGCCAUUUUUGGUGGCUGCGGCAUGGUCCUGUCGAUAAUUACUGGUCUUUUUGGGAUCAAUGUGGAUGGAAUACCGGGAGCCCAAAAUACCCCAUAUGCUUUCGGCUUAUUCUCAAGGCUUCUCUUCUUUCUAGGAAUAAUCCUGAUUGGGGUCGGCAUGCUGUAUCUUGGGUUACAAAACCCAAUCACCGAAGAAAAGGUCAAAGUGCGGAAGUUGGAACUACAACAGCUGGUUUCGAUGUUCCAGCAUGAUGCGGAAACUCAUGCCAAAGUUAGAGAUCAUCUCAGCAGGCAAAAUUUAUCUCCAACUGCUGCUGACGUCAUGUCCGAAGCUGGAUAUGUUCUUAUUCCUUAAGACUGGGCAUCAGCAGAAACCAAUUGUGCCAUUUGAAGUCUGGACUCUUCGAGACACGGCAAAUACGACUGUCAGGUGCAGUUCCCCUUUUCCGGCUGCGAUAACCCAAACGCGAAUGUGCAUCAAGUCCUCGGUCGGGAGUGCUCCAAUUUUAUCGCUGCGCUGCCUCCGUAAUUCGUGUAAACUUUUCUUACGAAUCGGCCCUUUUGGCCUCGGCUAGUAUGCAAGUUUAUGGUGGUUAUCAGACAAGAAUUUUUUUACCUAUUUGCGUGUAUGUGAAAUUAUUGAAGUUCUCUGCUGAACUCAAAGUGAGGACUGAAAUCAGGAAAUACUAACAAGUGCCACAUUUGAAUGUCUCAACCUUUGUUAUUCAUA